This is a messenger RNA of Phytophthora nicotianae INRA-310, 309 nucleotides long. RefSeq lists its product as hypothetical. The record is from RefSeq and is a predicted model, not a curated record. Bases 1 to 309 code for a protein of 102 amino acids. The transcript has a single exon. Lineage: Eukaryota; Oomycota; Peronosporomycetes; Peronosporales; Peronosporaceae.
AUGAGCAGCAACAUGAGCUUCUCGUAUGCUCGAAGCCGAUAUCUGUCUUCCGAUUCAGUUUCUCAGCGUCCACAGAGACAACUACGCCCUCUCACUCUAAAUCCAAGCAUUAACAGGACGCUGGUUCUAUGGAUCCCCAUGUCUGGAGUAAUCGGUGAUGACGGAGGUAUCGGCUCGACGCGGAUCCGGAUCCGAUUGAGCCCGAUCCGGCCCACUCUAAAUCUGGCAUUUCCAAAUUUAAGGCAAAGGUAUACAGCCACUAGCGGCGAGCAGCCUCUUCAACAGUUCCGACGAAAGCGGAGAUUCUAA